Messenger RNA from Ceratotherium simum simum (southern white rhinoceros), 1509 nucleotides. The record is from RefSeq and is a predicted model, not a curated record. NCBI's taxonomy places the organism in Eukaryota, Metazoa, Chordata, Mammalia, Perissodactyla, Rhinocerotidae.
CACCCCUGCAGAGCCGCCCGGGAACUGGAGCAGCAGGCUGAUCUGGGGAGGCAGCAGCCUCCUCCGGCUCAGGGCUGACACCAGCAUGGCUCUCCUCAUGCACCUGCUGGUCUGCACCUUCGGGCUGGGCUCCUGGGUGGCCAUCAACGGGCUCUGGGUAGAGCUGCCCCUACUGGUGAUGGAGCUGCCCGAGGGCUGGUUCCUGCCCUCCUACCUCACGGUGGUCAUCCAGCUGGCCAACGUCGGCCCCCUCCUGGUCACCCUGCUCCAUCGCUUCCGGCCCGGCUGCCUUUCCGACGUGCCUGUCGUUUUCACCGUGGUGGCUGUGGGCACUGUCACCUGCAUCCUCCUGGCUUUCCUCUGGAACGUCACCUCCAGGGUGCAGGGCAACUACUACAGCAUCGCCUUUGUCAUCCUCACCUUCUUCCUGGCCCUGGUGGACUGCACCUCCUCCGUCACCUUCCUGCCCUUCAUGAGCCGGCUGCCCCCCCGCUACCUCACCACCUUCUUUGUGGGCGAAGGACUCAGCGGCCUCCUGCCUGCCCUGGUGGCUCUCGCCCAGGGCUCGGGUCUCACCACCUGCGUCAACGUCACUGAGACAUCAGACACCACCCUACGCCCGCAGACCACCGGGAACACCGACACCACACAGGGAGCGAGCAUUUUUGUGUCCGCCCUCACGGGGACGGCGCCCUCCGUGGCCCAUCUGCAAACCCGCUACCUCCCCGCCAACUUUUCGCCCCUGGUCUUCUUCCUCCUGCUCUCCUUCAUGAUGGCCUGCUGCCUCCUUGCGUUCUUUCUCCUCCAGCGUCAGCCCAGGCACUGGGAAGCCUCCAGAGAAGACAUCCUCUCCUCCCAGGUCACCCUCCACUCCAUCCGACCGCAGGAGGAGAAGGAGCUGGGGCCCCCGGGCCUGGUGGACAGCGGCAAGGGCCAGGGGCAGCUGGAGGAGAAAACGGCGGCCCGCCCCCCGACGCACCUGGCCCUCAUCUACGUCCUGGUGGCCUUUGUGAAUGCGCUGACCAACGGCGUUCUGCCCUCCGUGCAAAGCUACUCCUGCCUCUCCUACGGGCCGGUUGCCUACCACCUGUCGGCCACGCUCAGCUCCAUGGCCAACCCUCUCGCCUGCUUCCUCUCCAUGUUCCUGCCUAACAGGUCUCUGCCAUUCCUGGGGGUCCUCGCGAUGCUCGGGACUGGAUUUGGGGCCUACAACAUGGCCAUGGCCGUGAUGAGCCCCUGCCCCCUCUUGCAGGGCCACUGGGGUGGGGAACUCCUCAUCGUGGUCUCCUGGGUGCUGUUCACCGGCUGUCUGAGCUACGUCAAGGUGAUGCUCGGCGUGAUCCUGCGCGACCGUAGCCGCAGCGCCCUCUUGUGGUGCGGGGCGGCGGUGCAGCUGGGCUCGCUGCUGGGAGCCCUGCUCAUGUUCCCGCUGGUCAACGUGCUGAGGCUCUUCUCAUCUGCUGACUUCUGCAGCCUGCAGUGCUCCGCCUAGGCCCUCUGGAGGGGCAU